Molecule: messenger RNA, 300 nt
Organism: Sclerotinia sclerotiorum 1980 UF-70
Lineage: Eukaryota; Fungi; Ascomycota; Leotiomycetes; Helotiales; Sclerotiniaceae
Exons: 2
Coding region: 1-300 (99 amino acids)
Source: RefSeq, a predicted model, not a curated record
AUGGCUGAAAUUCCAAUGAAACCUUCAAUCCUUCAAUCUCACGGUUCUAUGCCACGCAACCUUGCAAUGGCAGAGGAACAACGUUCAAGACCAGACCAUACCAUACCUAGCGAAAACAAUCUGGAAUGUACGAUUGGAGCUAGGGUAGCCACAAUGCUCUGGUUCUGUACAUACACCCGAAGAUGGACAAGCGGGAGAAUUAGUACGCAUGGGAGAAUUAGUCACCCCAAAAGUAGACAAAUGGGAAGAAUUAGUACGACGAGAAAAUUAGUCACCCCAAAAAUGGACAAGUGGGGAUAA